Messenger RNA from Chlamydomonas reinhardtii, 1503 nucleotides. RefSeq lists its product as uncharacterized. Lineage: Eukaryota; Viridiplantae; Chlorophyta; Chlorophyceae; Chlamydomonadales; Chlamydomonadaceae. The record is from RefSeq and is a predicted model, not a curated record. Bases 115 to 594 code for a protein of 159 amino acids. The transcript is spliced from 5 exons. Gene Ontology annotation, molecular function: enzyme regulator activity; calcium ion binding.
CGCACGUACCAUAGCGCUCAUGCAUGUUCCUCUCUUGAUUAACCCGACGAUACAUUCUUGCAAAAAGUUUGGGAAAAGGCUUUCUUCGAAGACCUGCUAAACUCACUAGGUGAAAUGGCUGCCAAGGUGGACAUAUUUGCGGCCAAUCUUCCAAACUUGACAGACGAGGAGAUGGAUAUGUGUCGAAAAGCAUUUGCGAUGUUCGACAAGGACGGGAGUGGGACUAUUGACACCAAGGAGCUGCGGACCGCGCUCUCAGCGCUAGGUCAGAACCCGACAGAGGAGGACAUGUUCGUCAUGAUAUCACAGGUGGAUCAGGACGGCAGCCGCUGCAUCGAGUUCAAGGAAUUUGUCCGCGUGAUCCAGAUCAACAAGCAGAUGUCAGCUAAGGACGCGGAUGAGGCAGACACGCUGGACGCCUUCGUGGCACUAGGCGGCAACCUGGACAAGACGGGCCGCAUCUUGGUCGACAAGCUACGAUCCAUCUGUGAGGAGUUCGAGCUGACUGUCAACGUGGACCGGCUGGUAAAGGACGCGGACCGCGAUCUCAACGGCUUCCUGUCCUACGACGAAUUCCGGGCGCUGCUGUCGUGAUGAGCAAUGAGAGCAGCCGCGCGAGCUGGAAGAGUUUGGGCAGAGCAGCAGCGGGAGCAGGAGCAGGAGGGGGACAGGGCGACCACGGGUUGUUAGCAGCGGUGUGUGUGAAGAUUGUGAGGUGCAAGACAGGCAUUGGUAAUGCCAGAAAGACCCCAUCAGGAGGCCAGACGGAGAGCUGCUGGCGGCAGUAGGAGAAGCAGAGGAGCCGGGGCCGAGCGGCAUGUGGCUGACUGGCUGCCUGGUCGGUUGUGUGAUGCAGCAGCACGAGCUUGUUGAACGCACGGAGGACAGGACAUGGCCGGCCGUGCAGCACUAGGUGCGGUUUGAGGUGAGGAGUGCGAUGUGGAACCGAGGCUAUGCGCGUAGGAGGUUUGCAUGUGCUGGAGCAGUAGCGCACGCCUGCUUACAGCAUGAAGGGCUGCAUGGACGCAAGGAGGAAGCAUGCGUAAGCCCCAUGGCCCAUGGCCGACUUGACUGGCAACCAUGGCGCAGUGCACGGAAACGUUGUACUGUGCUUUGCUACACCAGCACGGCGUGACAUUGAGAUGUGGGCGCACAGAACGUUUCGUGGGCGGCACUAACACUGUACGCUGCUGGGCCGAUUGCGUUUGACUGCGACAAUGUAUGUGGACUGUCACUGGGUUGCCUGCAGCGUGUGUGCGCGGAGUCUGGAGGAAAGGUUGAUCCUGUCCUCCCCAGCCGUACGGCCUAGGUCCGUGAUGUGAGGAGCUAGAUAGAUUUAGCGCUAGCCCUCUGACACCGUCCUGAGUGGUUGCCUGUUCUAGGCGCAAACUCAACACAGUGCUUCGGCGUGUGGGGCCGCGGCGCUGGCGAGAGCCACGGAUGGCCCUAGUACCGUGGGGGCAUGUCGCACCUGGGUGGAGGGCACUGUAACCUUGGGUAAGU